AGGAAACGCCUCCAACCUUCCGUACGGUCGACAAAAGACUGUAGAGUUCUGAACAUUGCUACAUACCUGUUCAAAUAAAAUGUGCAGGAAACGGUGCAUCUCCAUAUCAACACAUGCUACGCCUCCCGUACACCACCUACACGCUAUGUGCUCCUACAUCAUUGCACCGUGUGGCUUCACUUGUACUUUCGGAUCAAGGCUCACUGCUGCAAAGCGUUGCGCAAACAAGUAACUCGCAGAUUUUUUAUGAUGAGAGUCUUACGCAAGAUUCUGCUUCUGCAAACGUCCCUCAUCUGUUGCUGACAGGCUGUCAAAUCCUGGAUGGCAGGCAGCUUACUUGCAUCUGCUAAGCCUCGCUGCUGAGCUGUAAGGCCCUCAAUCAACUUCAGGUAACAUACAUCGCCCACAUCGCAGUAUUCAUCGCCGCCAGCAGCGUCUAACCAUGGAGGUCGCUGGUCUAACCGCAAGUAUUAUAACUCUCAUCAGCGCGACAACUCUUGCUGGAUCAGCUGUUAUCCGAGUGUGGGGCCUCCGCGGACUUCCUCUGUAUAUUCAGGCAGCCUUGAAUGAAAUCAACGACUUCAAAGCAACGCUAAUGCUUGUUCGCGAUGCUCAUAGCAGCCUCAAAGCAGUUCCAUCUGACUCCUUCGAUGCGGAGGUCGUACGUUUAAUUGCUCGUGCCGACGAACGACUCACAGCGUUCAAUACGUACAUGAAAGAGAAGGUUCUUCGAGAUGGACCUACUCAUACAAGCGAGAUCAAGUUGCGCCGUCGAGCGAAACUUAAAGAGAUAUUUGGAGAAGCGCAAUCCGAACUCGGUGUCUUGCAGCAAGAACUGGCAUCGAUCAAACUUGGUCUCACAACGGCUCUCGUCGCUGUGCAGAUCCGCACAAGUGCUCGUCUGUUACUAGAUAUUCAACGCAUAUCCAUCAUACGGAAUGAAUCAUCUCAAUCGGUAGAGGUGGAUGGUCCACAUAGUGCAACCACCAUUCUAGAGCAAGCAGCCGCGUCUGGCGCAGCCCUCGUGAGUCAACAAUGCUCACCAUCUGCGCUAGAUACUCAUGACCACCUUGCAAUGAACGACGAGUAUGUCCGGUUAGAAUUGCAGGCGAGGCCCUCGGAUUGCCAUUCAUCCUGCCCUUGUCGAUGUCAUGUACCGACUCAAGGCGGAUCUCCACGUUGGCUCCAGGGGCUGAUUGGAUCUGGUUUCUACCGAUUUACAGGGGCCCCCCUCCUGAGUCGACGAUCUUGCGACGCUGAACGAUGUCUUGCAGGUUCAAAUCGAGAAGGCUCACUUCGACUGGAGUAUAGCUUUCCUACGUGGAUACUACCUUACGUGAUUCAGCUUACCGGGUCUUGGUGCACCACCAGUGGCAGAAACGCAACCUGGUCGAUACGAAUACCCCGCGUUUUCCAUGAUGACUCUGUGCAUCGAACUCUUGUGAAAGUCGCGACAGGUGGCUCGGCUACCCAGUUCUGCCGUGCAUUGGUCGAAUUUGGUGUAGGUCCUUUCGAUAUUUUCUCUCACGACUUCGAAGUGCCCCUGAUCGUGCUUGCAUUAAGUUGCGGAAGAAUUGAUAUCUGCUUGAUGCUACUGGACAAUGGAGCCACAUUAGACUUCAACUUUCGGGAUCCACAACUCACUUUUGCGCAAGAACUAUAUAUUGAAAACCUUCCUAGGAAUGGAUUCAGCCGUCUGAUGAACCAUCCCGUCAUGAUUGCUGCAGGAAGAAACCUCGACAUACCCAUAGCGUAUUACCACAUAUCGCGUGGGCGCGACACUGAGAUUGUGUCCUACUUGAGUCGUAAUGCGACAGCCAUCACAGAGCGGGAGCUAUGCGGACAAUCACUGCUUUGCUGGGCUGCUCUUUGUUGCAACGUCAAAGCUGUCCGCUUGAUACUGGCGGCUGGUGCCGACGUCAAUGCCACAGGAAGGGAUGGACGGACGCCUUUCAUGCUUGCGGCUAUAAAAGACUGCAUUCCUGUAUGUCAGGUUCUGCUGGAUGCAGGAGCUGAUGUGAACAUCAUCGAUGAACGCGGGAACGACGUUUUGUCGUUGAUCGUGAUAGGAGAACCUUCGCAGGAACUCAUGGAAAUGGUCUUGGGAGCAAAACCUGAUGUGGAACGACAAUACUCCCGCGGUUUCACUGCACUCAUGUUGGCAGCUGCAAUACCCCACCUCUCACUUGAAUUGUGCACUCUACUCCUCGACUACGGGGCGGAUUUAAAUCCAAAAUCGGCCAAAUACCGUUCACCUCUCGUUUUGGCGAUAGAGGCACAAAACCACGAAACAAUGAAGCUGCUUUUGAAGCGCAUGACAAUCGAUGACAGUAUGCAGUUGAGAGAUCUAUCUUAUACUAUCAGCGCAGCAGCAACUUGGGGCGAUACGUAUACCAUGAUAAUACUCCAGCAGCAUAUUUGCAAUUGUAACAUCUCUCCGCAUCCACGACUGACUCGGAUGUACUGGGAGAUGUUUGAUGCACGCCCCAAGGUCAUAGGUGGAGUUGAUCAAGAUAUUCAGGGGAUAAGAGUGGCUUUUAAAGCACUACUAGACAGUGUUAUGCACACGGAUACUGACGAGGCAAUGUUAGAAGUCACUGAGAUGCCACAGGUACCAGGCGCUUUUCCGGCCUGCGCUUUUGGAGAAGGAUGACAGCAAAAACCCAGCACCUGCAACCAUAUAUCGAAAGCAGUUGUAUUGAGUGGACGAAUUGAGACCAGAGGUCAGGUACACGAUUUUCUACUCACAUGUCUAUAUUUUUAGUUCAUGAAGUCAUGGUUUCGCGUUGGCGUGCACAUAGUGUGGCUGAUGUGGGAAAGUUGUAACGUUUCACAUCUGAAAUUUACGUCUUCGACAGUCUCUUCAAGAAUUACUCCGCUUCUCCUAC
Boeremia exigua is the source of this 2888-nucleotide messenger RNA. RefSeq lists its product as uncharacterized. Gene Ontology annotation, molecular function: protein binding. The record is from RefSeq and is a predicted model, not a curated record. The transcript is spliced from 3 exons. Lineage: Eukaryota; Fungi; Ascomycota; Dothideomycetes; Pleosporales; Didymellaceae. The coding region runs from base 443 to 2653 and encodes 736 amino acids.